Molecule: messenger RNA, 2954 nt
Organism: Rattus rattus (black rat)
Lineage: Eukaryota; Metazoa; Chordata; Mammalia; Rodentia; Muridae
Gene: C5ar2
Product: complement component 5a receptor 2
Exons: 2
Coding region: 154-1185 (343 amino acids)
Biological process (GO): inflammatory response; complement receptor mediated signaling pathway; positive regulation of cytosolic calcium ion concentration
Cellular component (GO): plasma membrane
Molecular function (GO): G protein-coupled receptor activity; complement component C5a receptor activity
Source: RefSeq, a predicted model, not a curated record
CACAGAAUCCCAUAGGAUCCCGGGAAGGGUUGGAUUGGCGAGACUCACACCCACUACUGUCCCUGGUGGAGAGACUCUGGGCCUCCCUGUGUGCUUGUUAGCGGCAUUCAGCCAACGUGGGAGCAGUCGGAAGAGAAGGUGUCUGGGGCCAGGAUGCUGAACGACACCACCAGCAAGGAUUAUGAGUAUGAGUAUGAUCAGGAACAGUACAGUGACCUUCUGAACGUCCCCGUAGACUGCCCAGCUGGCAACUGCUUCUCUAAUGAUGCCUACCUCAUAGUCCUGCUUGGCCUGUAUUCAGUCAUCUUCCUGGUGGGUGUGCCAGGCAACACCCUGUUGGCGUGGGUGACCUGGAAAGAGUCUCGCCACAGGCUCGGGGCCUCUUGGUUCCUGCACUUGACCAUGGCGGACUUGCUUUGCUGUGUGUCUCUGCCCUUCCUGGCUGUGCCCAUCGCCCAAAAGGGCCACUGGCCAUACGGGACAGUAGGCUGCUGGCUGUUGUCCUCCAUCACCGUUCUGUCUAUGUAUGCCAGUGUGCUGCUCCUGACAGGCCUCAGUGGCGACCUCUUCCUAUUGGCUUUCAGGCCCUCCUGGAAGAAUGCAGAUCAACGAACAUGUGGGGUGCGUGUGGUCCAGGUCUCCUCCUGGAUGCUGGCCCUGUUGCUGACUGUGCCUGCUGCUGUCUAUCGUAGGCUGCUUCAGGAGCACUAUCCUCCCCGGCUUGUGUGUGGCACAAACUAUGGGGGAUCGGUCACCGCGGAAGCUACCAUCACCACUGUUCGAUUCCUCUUUGGCUUCCUGGUACCAUUGGUGUUCAUGGCCAGUUGCCACGGCAUCCUCCAACGGCAGAUGGCUCGCCGCCACUGGCCCCUGGGCACAGCUGUUGUGGUGGGGUUUUUCAUUUGCUGGACCCCUUUUCACCUCCUGCGGGUCAUCAUUGCAGUGGCUUCUUCACACUCCCCACUCCUUGCCUGGGCCCUGGAGGCUGAGCCUUUGGUUACGGGCCUGGCCCUUGCUCACAGUGCUCUCAAUCCUAUUAUGUUUUUGUAUUUCGGAAGAAAACAACUCUGCAAGUCACUCCAGGCUGCAUGCCACUGGGCCCUGAGGGAUCUACAGGAUGAGGAGGAAAGUGCCGUGACCAAGGUAUCCACCAGCCAGGAAAUAGUGUCUGAGAUGCCGGUGUAGGCGGGAGGGAUUUGGAUUUCCUAGGCCAGCUCACAACUGUGCAGCUUCAGGCACAGCUGGAUGCAGGAGCUCGGAGAUGGCUUUUAUUCUUCGUUCAAUAAACAUUCAUUGUGCACUUGCUUGUGCAAAACCCUGAUAUAAAGGUGACAGUGGCUGGAGCCAAUUCCUUCCCCAGGAGGUAGCACAUUACAGAGGGAGACAGAUAUGGAAACAGUUGAAGGGAUAUGGACUAUGUCAAGGAUGGGAUGUUCCACAGAAUCCAAAGAGGGUGCUGGGGACACUGAGUGCCUGCUGUACAAACCGGGACCUGAGUUUGCGCCCCAUCUCCUACACAAAAGCUGGGUAUGGCGAUACACCUCUAACCCCAGCACGGAGGGAAUAGGUGGACCCCAGAGGUUCUCUGGACGAGUGGUCUAGCCCAAUAAACAAACUCCAGUCAGAAACGCUGUCUCAAGAAAGAGAGUGGAGCCAGGCAUGGUGGUGAGAACUUUAAUUUCAGCAUUUGGGAGGCAGAGCCUGCAGAUCUAUUUUAGGCUAUCGGGAUCUACAUAGUGAGAUCCAGGUAGAGAGUACUAGAUGUCGGGUAGGCUAGCACCUUGAAAAAUGGUAAUGACUGAGCCAAAACCCAACUAAUGGAGAGAGCAUCCAUGCUUAAGUCUGGGGAACUGUUCCAAGCAGACAGAGCAAACGCAGAGGCCUUGCUCUGGGGUACCUCUUCCAAGAAGCCCUCCCUGAUUGCAUCCCUCCCAGACACAAGGGCUCUUCUCUUCAACACAAAUGCUCCAGAAAAAUCCCAAGUCCCCUAAAAGUGAGAGAUGAACUCACUCCAUCUUUUAUAUUUUUAUUUUAUAUCUAUCUAUUGCCUGUGUCUGGAAGCACGGAGGGAGUGGGGUAGAGGGGUGGUUAGAGGACAACUCCUUCCAUCAUGUGGGUCCUCGGGAUUGAACUCAGGGAGUCAGGCUUGGCUGUAAGCAUCUUUGAGCCUGCUGAGCCAUCCCACCAGCCCUAAACUCCUCAGUCUUAGAAAGUACUGUAUUUCCUCUGCCCACACACCAAUUUAUUUCAGCUGGUCUCUGGGCCUGUUGAUAUUGCUGAUGCCUUUUUGUUAAUUUAUUUUCGAGGAUUUUUUUAAACGAUUUUUAUUUUUAAAAGUUCCUAUGGCUAUAUAUUGUACAUCGAGUAGAUCUCCACCCUUACCCCAGGUUUGCAGAUUUGUAACACCUAUGGCAUACUGUGUCCAGCCAACUCUCCUCCACAGAUCCCUACAGCCUGGCUUUGGUCUUGGUUUUCUUUCUUGAUUUUUUUUUUUAAGAUAGGGUCUCAUAGAGCCCAUGAUGGCUUUGAACUCACUAUGUAGCUAAGGAUGGCCUUUAGCACCUCCUGGGUGCUGGGAUUAUAGUCCUGCAUCACCACACCUGGUUUAUGGGGUGCUAUGGGGAUCAAACACAGGGCUUCAUCCAUGCUAGGCAAAUGCUCUAUCAACUGGAGUUCCUCACCAUGGCAUUCUAGGCAGCUGUCCUUGUACUGAGCUCCAUCCCAAACUGUACUUGAACAAUGUAUACACCUGUCUGUGAAAAGUUCAAAGAAUUUUUGGUUAAUUUACUGGACCAAAGAGCCUCUUCAGAAAGCCUUUUGAAAAAAAAUUUUUAAAAGUAUACUUUGAGAGUUUCUGUUUAAUUCUUUAGCCUUAAAAAAUGAAGGAGAAAUUUCAUGAGAUCUUCUAAAUGUAUUUCUGUGCAAUUAUACAUAAAAUCACUUGAUGUUAAAAA